AUGGCUGUUCAGACUGCAAUCAUGAACCCUCAGUUCAUGAAUUUCUGCUUCCCCGGCUCUGUGAUGGAGUACGACGUGGAGAAGAGUCUGGAUGGGAGUCUCCUCUGUGAGGCGGAAAAUGACGAGGACUACAGAGAGACCACCAGGGACUUGCUGAGCUUCAUAGACUCAGCCUCCAGCAACAUCAAGCUGGCUCUGGACAAGCCGGUGAAAUCCAAGAGGAAAGUCAACCACCGGAAGUAUCUGCAGAAGCAGAUCAAAAGGUGCACAGGCAUCAUAACGCCAGGAAACGUAGCAGAGGCCCCGGUCAAAAGACACGGUUCCCCCGUGGCUCAGCCCUUGCAGAGCAAAACUCCGCCUAAACGCGAUAUGGUCCAGGCCAGCUUACAGAGCAAGAGCUUGGCAGCCCUCUUCAGCCCUGUGAAGGAUAUAAGGGGUGAAAAAGCCAAGAAACCACCCCUGAGGCAUCGCAAUCUGCCCCCCUCUUUUUUCACCGAGCCUGCCAACUGCUCCAAAGUCAGCUCCACAUCUGGGAUGACGCUGAAGGACUUGGAGCGAGGCAAUCCUGAGGCCGCAGAGUUCUUCGAGCUAUUGGGGCCUGAUUACAGCAACAUGGUCAGUGAACAGGACCUUUAUCAAACUGUCCGGGUACAGCCAGAGAUGGGAGGGCCGGAUCCCACUUCCUACGAUGCUCAGCAUUUAGUUGGUGGUCUCCUCUACUCGGAGCCCUGGACUAGCUGCUCAGGACCCUCUAAAAAAGUAGGGGAAAGCCUGCGUACAGGCCUGACGCAGCCUCCUGUCUACUGUCCCUCUGAGGCCGCUUCUGGGUCCAUAGAGGACAACGCACUGUGCACUUUGGCCUUCCCAAACUUCUUCACAGACUGCUCCAUACCUCAGGCCACUUAUGAUUUAAGUGGUGGUUAUAACAGAGCUAAUUAUUCAUCUCUAUGA
Messenger RNA from Anoplopoma fimbria (sablefish), 951 nucleotides. RefSeq names its product protein FAM181B. The transcript has a single exon. The coding region runs from base 1 to 951 and encodes 316 amino acids. The record is from RefSeq and is a predicted model, not a curated record. NCBI's taxonomy places the organism in Eukaryota, Metazoa, Chordata, Actinopteri, Perciformes, Anoplopomatidae.